Corythoichthys intestinalis (scribbled pipefish) is the source of this 1049-nucleotide messenger RNA. It is a transcript of the gene pctp, whose product is annotated as phosphatidylcholine transfer protein. The transcript has 7 exons. The coding region runs from base 1 to 723 and encodes 240 amino acids. The record is from RefSeq and is a predicted model, not a curated record. Lineage: Eukaryota; Metazoa; Chordata; Actinopteri; Syngnathiformes; Syngnathidae. Gene Ontology annotation, molecular function: phosphatidylcholine binding; phosphatidylcholine intramembrane carrier activity.
AUGAGCGGACUCCCGCAGAUGUUUGUUGUCAGAAUUCCCUGGGAGGCGUCGGCGGCGAACCCACCGUUCGAGGCUGUCAUGUCGUCGCUGCGCUUUACUGACGACGACUUCCAAGCCGCCUGGAAGGAACUAGACGAGCCGCAACUGGACGGAGGAUGGCAGCUUUUCACCGAAACCAUGGGCGUCCAAAUUUACAGACUUCUGGAAAAGGAAACGGGACUUUACGAGUAUAAAGUGUGGGGUUCACUGAGCGGAUGCGAGGCGGAACUGUGCGCUGACGUCUACAUGGACCUGACAUACCGCAAGCACUGGGACUCGUACGUCAAAGAGCUGACGGAGAGGGAGAUUGACGGGCAGUCGGCCAUCUACUGGGAGGUCAAGUACCCCUUCCCUCUGUCCAAUCGCGACUAUCUGUACGUCAGGGAGCAACGCGUGCUGGACGUGGAUGGCAGGAAGAUAUGGGUGAUCUUGGCCAGAAGCUGGCCCGAGGCGUCGUACCCCGAGAAGAACGGCAUCCUGAGGGUCAAAGACUACAAACAGACGGUGGCAAUAGAGGCCGACGGCCAGACGGGAACCAGAGUUUUCAUGAACUACUUUGACAAUCCCGGUGGCAUGAUCCCCACGUGGCUGGUCAACUGGGCAGCAAAGAGCGGCGUUCCCGGCUUCCUGACGGACAUGAAAAAGGCCUGCGCCGACUAUCCGCUCUACUGUCAGAAGAAAUGAAAGCACUUUAGUCAUCAAACUGAAUGGAGGGGAGCUCCUCUAUUACGGAAAUGAUUGAAUGCCCUCCUAUCGAUCUGCUGUCUUUUAUUGUACACUCCAGUUAUGUCUGUGAAUUUUAAACCUUUUAUGGAGGGUUCAUCAUUUUAACACAAUCAACUGUGAUGACAUAUGCAAUGUAAGUGAUUGUUUUUAGUUUGCACAAAUCAAGUGUCUUUGCUGUCUAUUGUUUUUUUUUUCCUCAAGUUGAUGGAACCUGUAAUGCUGAUUUGUCAAAAGUAUCAUGAUGAGUAAACAAAUAUUUAUUAGAUGCAGCUGUGUGUUUCAUG